GUCAUUAGUAAAAUGUUUUUGGUCAGAUUAUCGCUCAUAAAUCAGAAAAGAGUAUUUCAAAGCUUUGGACAAAGUAUCCUAAAUCAAGCACGUUCUCAAUGCCUUCUACAUAAUCGCAACUUUUCAUCGCUAAUCCGAAAUCCUAAAAAGUUAAUAUUUCAAAAAAAUGCAAUCUCUUCAUCUCCUUCAAUUCGUUUCUACCAAGAAACAAGAUCAAAGACUGGUAAUACAACAGCAGUUCUUUACGUGACCGCUAUUGGCAUAUUCAUGGUCGGCAUGUCCUACGCCGGUGUACCCUUAUAUCGUAUGUUUUGUCAGGCUACUGGAUUGGGUGGUACACCAGCUGUCGGUCACAAUGACACUAAUUUAGAAAAUGUUGCUGUUAAUAGAACGAGGGAUUUCACUAUUAGGUUUAAUGCAGAUACAGCAUCAAGCAUGCAAUGGAGUUUUCAUCCGCAACAAGGAUCUGUUAAAGUUGUUCCUGGAGAGACUGCAUUAGCAUUCUAUACUGCAAAAAAUCCAACUGAUAAGCCUAUUAUUGGUAUAUCAACCUAUAACGUUGUUCCAUUUGAGGCUGGACAAUAUUUCAACAAAAUACAGUGUUUUUGCUUCGAAGAGCAACGCUUAAAUCCUCACGAACAAGUUGACAUGCCUGUUUUCUUUUACAUUGAUCCUGACAUAGUAGAAGAUCCAAAACUUGAAAAUGUUGACUCUAUAAUACUGUCUUACACAUUUUUUGAGGCAAAAGAAGGCCUAAAUUUGCCACUUCCUGGUUAUGCUACAAAUGUUCCAAAUUGAGAAACAUCGUCAAUAGAUUAAUAAAUAUUUUCGUAACUGUGACACCAUUGUUACCGCUUAAAGUGUUUUGCGUAGAUAUGUAUAAAUUAUUUGCCAUAGUAUUAAUAUCAAACGCUACUUUGUAAAUAUAAUUUCAAAGUAAAUAAAAAGUGGUUUCUUUAAAAAAAAUUAUCAAAGGUAUAAGGUAAGUCCUCUGAUAAUUUCGACCUUCAUAAACCUGAUAAAAGAGUGUGUAAACCGAUAUGGGUGUCCUUAUAAUUGUAGUAACAAGGUGACUGAUAAUUUUGUACAAUCGGUUGAGAGGGUCUAGAUUUGUAGGUAAGAGAUUCACAGCACGUUGCAUAAAUGGUAAAAUAUGGUAAGAACUAUGCAGCGAAUUGCGUUAAUUGCACACUAGCAAAUUUAUAGUUCCUUUACUUAACUUUUCAAUUUACUACUUAAAAAAUCAUCGUCUAGACGUGGCUAAGAGGAUAAGUAAUGCACGAAAUUUAUAUUGUUUAUAUAGAUACCAAACAAAAAAUGGUUAAAUAAAUAAGACUGUUUACUAGGGUGGUCUUCAUUGCUGACAA
Messenger RNA from Dimorphilus gyrociliatus, 1367 nucleotides. The record is from the annotation of a GenBank genome assembly. Lineage: Eukaryota; Metazoa; Annelida; Polychaeta; Dinophilidae.